CAGGGGAUGACGUUGGCACCAGCGCGGUCGAGCAUCGGUUCCGGCUGCGCUAAACUUUUGGAACUGAGAGUCAUUCAUCGAGACACCCUGACAGCUCCAGAUACGCCGCCAACUCGACGCACGCUCUGUGGCUAUAAGCAGAUUGUCGAGGCUCCCGAGUCCUACAAAAAGCAUUACAGGUUCUGACAUUACUCUGAGAAACAUCAAACUCUCUCAGACACACCCAGGGAAGGCUGCCCCUCCACCCCACGCGCCAUACAGCCGCACCAUAUCGUAGUCUCCAAAAGCAGCUACACCCUACGAGCGCACCAAACUUCGCCACAUGGCUCAGUCGACCGUGAUACAGGCGCCAGGCCUGUCAACAUUCCUGAAGUCGCUCAAGACGACCCCAGUAGAUCCCUCAGUGGAGCACCUCAUCUCGUUGCUCAAGCGACGACAGAUUCGAAACUCCAGACCGUGCGCCAUUGCGACAACCGCGCUUCUUUUGCGCGUAGUCGGCGAGUUCAAGGGAAGGGAUGCCGGAAAGCUUGUGGAGCGCAUUCGCCAGGUCGGCAGGCGCUUGACUUCUGCACAGCCGCGUGAGGUCGUCGUGGGAAACAUUGUCAGACGUGUAUUGGGCCUGGUGCGCGAGGUAGUCGACGAGAACGCAGACGGACAGACACCCACAGGGAGCGAGGCGCCUACACCAGUGCCUCACGAUUCGCUCCAUCGACCGACCCUCGCCUCGAGCAUGUCGACGUUCAGUCCUCUCAAGCACGCUGUUGCUGAACCCAUGCAGGUGGGUGUGUAUGACGGGAAUAUGUCAGACUCAGGCGAGCUCUCGAGACGGCCGCCUUUGCUUGCCUCGCACACCUCGUAUGCGCCUCCGUCGGCAGGCCCUCUCGUCAACUCUCUGUUCGGCCUCUUCUCUCAACCUACCGACACACCCUCAGCCACAAGCACGCCCACAGGUGCUCAGUCGCCAAACGGCAAGACCACUUUCACCCAGCAAAACCUGGAGCGCCUGGGAGAGCUGAGCAGAGGGCAGACCACCCUUGACCUGAAAGGAGAGGUCAUGGAGGGCAUAAGAGAGCUGCAAGACGAGCUGGAAACUUCAGACAAGCAGAUUGCCGAAGUUGCCCUUGAGCAUAUCCACGCAAACGAGAUCAUCCUCACCCACACAGCCUCGACCACAGUCCAGAAGUUCCUCAUGUACGCUGCAAGGAAGCGCAAGUUUACAGUCGUACAUGCCGAGACAUACCCUCACGACAACAGAGACACACACGGAGUGCUUCUUACAGGCAAGAAGCGCGAGUCGCGCCACGAUGAAGAUGAUGAGGACGACAAAUGGAAGCCGCUCACAGAGGCUGGUAUCCAGGUCUAUGUCAUUCCCGACUCGCACGUAUUCGCAAUCAUGUCCCGCGUCAACAAGGUUAUCCUAGCCACGCACACUGUUCUGGCAAACGGGAGUCUCGUCGCAGCGGCGGGAGCGCACAUGAUUGCCAAGGCAGCGAAGGAGCACCAGACACCCGUCGUAGUGCUCAGCGGUGUCUACAAGCUUAGUCCUGUAUACCCUUUCGAUAUCGACGAGCUCAUCGAACACGGCGACGCUAGUGCUGUCGUGCCUUACGAAGAUGGUGAUUUCGUCGACAAGGUCGAUGUCGAGAAUCCGCUGUAUGACUAUGUCCCUGCAGAUCUCGUGGAUCUCUACAUCACCAACCUUGGCGGUCACGCACCAUCCUAUCUGUAUCGUAUUGUGGCAGACCACUACCGCUCAGAGGACAUUAGCUUGUAAGAGUAUCAGUAGUGUUACCGAUUACAAAUGCAAGGUGCCGACAGCACCAUCAACCCAUCUACUACGCCACGUUCUGCAACCCUUUUCUGCAAACACGCUCCACCUCUUCGUCGUCACUGUCGCGAAACACAAUAUAUGCCCCCAUGCGUCGACGCUUUGACAUAGGUAAAGAAGCAAG
This is a messenger RNA of Didymella exigua CBS 183.55, 1952 nucleotides long. RefSeq names its product translation initiation factor eIF-2B subunit beta. Gene Ontology annotation, cellular component: eukaryotic translation initiation factor 2B complex. Gene Ontology annotation, biological process: translational initiation. Lineage: Eukaryota; Fungi; Ascomycota; Dothideomycetes; Pleosporales; Didymellaceae. Gene Ontology annotation, molecular function: translation initiation factor activity; guanyl-nucleotide exchange factor activity. Bases 323 to 1774 code for a protein of 483 amino acids. The record is from RefSeq and is a predicted model, not a curated record. The transcript has 3 exons.